Messenger RNA from Effrenium voratum, 2969 nucleotides. Lineage: Eukaryota; Dinophyceae; Suessiales; Symbiodiniaceae. The record is from the annotation of a GenBank genome assembly.
UGAGAAGGUUCGAGCUGCAGCGGUUUGGGAAAGUGGCUUCCACUGUAGAAUCAAAGUGCGACAGCACAGACUAGCAGCACAUUCACUGCCACACAGCGUGCAUGGCACGGCGCUGCAAUCAGUGAACCCAUGGGUGACGCAGAAGAAGCUGAGGCUUCCAAGCCGGAGGCCACCGCGGAUGCGGAUGCGAGCCCAGACGCGGCAGCCCCGGCUGACUCGGGCUCAGAUGCCGCAGCCGACGCAGCCGCCCCAGCUCCGACAGAGCCGACGGCAGAAGCAGCGGCCGAGCCUUCGCCAGCGGCCGAGCCUUCGGCAGCAGCCGAGCCUUCGCCAGCGGCCGAGCCUUCGGCAGCAGCCGAGCCUUCGGCAGCGGCCGAGCCUUCGGCAGCUGCUGCAGAGCCUGCAGCAGCCGAGCCCACGGCAGCAGAGCCAGGGCCAGUGGCAGAAGCAGCAGCAGAGCCCGCAGCGACAGAGUCCGCAGCAACAGAGUCAGCAGCACCGGCGACGGACGCGGCGGCGGCAGAGGUUUCCACAGCCAAAGAAGCAGCAGAUGUGCCUCCCGAGCCUGCGCCUGCAGCAGAAGCCCCCGCAGUCGCUACGCCGCAAAUUCCCCCGGCUUUGUACAUAGAGGCCAUGCCAGGGCAGACCCGCGUCCUGCUGCUGCAAGACAGAGGCCGUAGCAUCUCCGUUCGCGAGCUGGGACUUUCUCAUGGAGCCUUGCAGGACCUAGGCGUGAGCCGCGAUGGAGAGGAGGCUUCUGCUCUGCUGCAACGGCGCAGCGAGUUCGCGACUUGGCUCGGCGGUGUUCUGAAGCCCCUCAAGGAGAAAGAGCAUAUGGUGCAGGAGGUCGUCAUGGGGUUGCCCGCGUGGUAUGGCGACAUGGCCGAUGAUGACAAGGCAUCCUUCGAGGGCCUUUGGGACUCCAUGAGCCACCAGGUGCGUGAAAGCCUGGGAGCCGAUACCAGCUUUUCGAUGCUGCCGCUCUCCGAGGAGAACCAGGCAAGGCAUGAACAUCGUGCCAUCGUCUUUGCGGGCACCCAGGCGCAGCAGCUGAAGCCGGACUUUGCUGGUCUGGUGCUUGGACCAGUGGAUGCAGAGCUGCCUUGGCUCCGCUGCACCCGGGCAACCAAGACGGAGAGUGCGGAGAGCGCGGCUCUGCGAAUCUCCUUGUCGCUGGAGGAGGGAAAGCAGCUCAUCGAGGGUGGGAGCGAUGGCUUCUCUGCGUGGCAAGGUCAAUGUGCCGAGCGGUGCAAAGAAUCCUUUGCCGCCCAGACCGAGGUCAUGGCCGAGCUCUGUCGCUCAGCACCAGCGCCACAGGUGUGCGCUGUCGGAGGCAUGGCGCAGGCGGCAGCGCUGAUCGGUCUUGCGCGAUGCGUGGCCACCUUGCAGGAUGCCAAUGAGAAGAUGAAGGCGGCUUCGGAAGAAGAGGCUCGGUCCGCAGCGGACCGGGCAGCACUGCUUCGGGCCACCGCCUUGCUGGAGGCGAUCCAAGGUCUUGUGGAUGUCCCGCUGCAGGUGCUUUUUGCCCAAGACUGGGAGAUCGCGGGCACCAAGUUGGCCUCUUCCUGGGUGUCGUGGCCGGUGGGACACUAUCUUGCACGACCACGUCCUACCCAGGAGCCAGCACAGACUGAUGAUCCGCCUCCUACGCCACAGGGUGAUGCUGCUGCCGACGGUGAGCAGGCAGAGCCAGCAGAGCCGGCAGCUGCCGAAAAGGCACAAGAGGAGGCAUCGCAUGGUCUUGCGGACGAGGCAGUCCCCGAGACUGGAGAGGCGGAAGCAGCUGGAGCAGCUCAAGAGACCACGCAGGUGCCAGCACAGCUGUCUCCGCCACCGCCGCCCCCGACCGACACUUCGGAAGGGUUCGCUUCCUUGCUGGGCAAGGUGCGGAGAGCCCCUGGCCUCGUGAUCUAUGUCAUCGCUCCCACUUGGAGCGGCAGAGUGCCUUUGAGCAGUGCCGACUUCGGCGCGCUGCGCGCCGCCGCGGUGCAGAGCGACGCGACGGUGGUGCUCAGUGCCGGGAGUGGUGCUGUGGUGGAGGAGAGUGACAAGGUGAGGGAGUCCAACAGCCUCCUGCGCCCACUGGCGGACUUUGCAGUUCGUCGCUUCAGUCCUGCUGGCAGCAGCAAGGCCGGCUCUCACGACGUCACCUUCCAGCAGCUUUUUGAGGCCAUGGUUCCUAACGGCAAGGAGGCUGCGCGCCAAGGCCUUGCCGAAGGCCUCGCGAGUCUAGGCUUUCCGGGCGACUCGGUUCAGAGUCCGGAGUCCAGCGUCCAAGGCCAGAAGGUGGGGCGGCUACCCUUGGAACACAGGCGUCUACAAGGCAGUGGAGAGGCCGCUGGGUGGCAGCGAAGACCAUGCCCAUCAUGCUCGCGGAAUGCCAGGAGGCCCACGCCCUUCAUCAAGGACUUUGCACCGCGCCGUUGCGAGCUGCGAUGCCCGCCACCAGCGCAAGAGGUUUCCACAGCCGAAGCCCUGAACCAGGACGGUGGGAAGGUCACAAAGAAAGAGUUCUGUGAAAGCCUAGCAAAUGCGUUUACGCAGCCAGAGAUGGUGGUGGUGUGCCCCAAAGACUCCCAGGGCACAACUUGGCCCUCAGUGCGAACAGCGCACUUUCCGGGCAAGGAUGCAUCAGGCGACGCUGCUUUGAAGACCAAGGUGGCGGAGGCUUGGAAAGCAGCAGGGCACGGUGGGCACGGUGUGGUGUUGGUGCUGGCGGCGCGGGGCCGCGCCAGUCUCCCUCCAGCUGAGUACGAGAGGCAAAUGCGCCUCGAGCUUCACGCAAUGGAAGGCCUCCCUGGCAGCUGGCCUCUGCUGUGGGCGCCCGGUCCAGCAGAGGUUGGACUUUUUCCGGUCCGAUGCCAAAGAGCAAACUGGGCGAUGCAACAGGCCUAUUUGCCGGAACUGCCCGGUUGGCUUCGAUAUCUCUUGGUGCUCCGCCCAGUAACUCCGCAAAAAUAGUACACAAA